AAAUAAGAAAAUUUUCAAUUCUCUUCCCUCAAAAUUUUAUCCUGAACAACUUUCGGUUUUGUCCUUUUUCUCUUUCUCGUUGAGCUUAUUGACAAGCACUCAAAAAAAUUAUUUUCUUCUCGUUCAAAGACCAAUUUUCAUACCGAAGACAUGCAUGCAUGCCAUUCAUUGCAGACAUCUUAGCAGUGGAAGAGCGAGAAAUUCUAAUAAGAGAAUUCAAAAACUGCAAGGAUAUCAUACGUGUGAUUUGAACCUGUAACCUAAAAUAAGUAAUUUUUGAGUCAUAUUUGAUCAAAUAAGUAAUUUUUGAGUCAUAUUUGAUCAAAAUGGCGGACAUAAUAGUAACGAACUCCCAGAACAAAACUGAGGAUGCGAUAGUAUGUUAUGCACCAACGAUGAUAACUACAACUGGGAUAUGGCAGGGUGAUAAUCCACUUGAUUAUUCAUUGCCACUCUUCAUAUUGCAAUUGACAUUGGUGGUUGUCGUCACUCGCAUUCUCGUUUAUGUCUUGAAACCCAUUCGUCAACCUCGCGUUAUUGCUGAGAUUGUUGGUGGUGUAAUUUUGGGGCCAUCAGUAUUGGGAAGAAGUAGUAAAUUUGCUAACACUGUAUUUCCUCAAAGAAGUGUAAUGGUCCUUGAAACGAUGGCAAAUAUUGGCCUUCUUUACUUCCUCUUUCUAAUAGGAGUAGAAAUGGACAUUGCUGUGAUUCACCGAAAUGGUAAACAAGCCUUGAGUAUAGCAAUAGCAGGCAUGAUAUUGCCAUUUUUAAUUGGGAGUUCAUUCUUCUCCUUGUUGCAUGACAAAUCACAAAAUACGAAAGAAGGUACUUUCAUUCUCUUCCUUGGGCUCGCGCUUUCUGUUACUUCGUUCCCUGUUCUUGCCAGAGUUCUCGCGGAGCUCAAACUUAUCAACACUGAAAUUGGGAGGAUCGCAAUGUCUGCUUCACUUAUUAAUGAUAUGUUGGCAUGGAUUGUUUUGGCUUUUGCUGUUGCUUUUACUGAGAAUGAAAGUAUGACCUUGGCUUCAAUUUGGGUGAUCCUUUCAACUACAGCCUUUAUUUGUGUUUGCUUUUUCGUGGUUAGGCCAUUGAUUGCGAUGAGAAUUAGACAGACUCCAGAAGGCGAAUCGAUUAGUGAAUUCAAUGUAUGUCUCAUUCUCACAGGGGUUAUGAUUGCUGGAUUCAUAACAGAUGUUAUUGGAACACAUUCCGUUUUUGGAGCUUUUGUCUUUGGUUUGAUUAUCCCCAAUGGUCCUCUUGGUUUGACCCUUGUAGAAAGGCUAGAGGAUUUUGUUUCGGGGCUUUUGCUGCCUCUUUUUUUCGCCAUUAGUGGUCUCAAGACAGAGAUUUCUGCUAUUGAUGGAGCUGCAACAUGGGCAAUUUUGUGUGUUGUUAUAUUCCUGUCUUGUGCAGGCAAAGUAAUAGGUGUAGUCCUUGUAACUAUCUAUUACAAAAUGCCAUUUUAUGAAGGUGUUUCUCUUGGUCUCCUCAUGAAUGCCAAAGGCCUUAUUGAGAUGAUUGUGCUCAAUGUUGGUAAAGACCACAAGGUUCUUGAUGAAAAAUCUUUUGCUAUAAUGGUGAUGGUAGCAAUAGGCAUGACUGCAAUCAUCACCCCAGCUGUGACAAUAGUCUACAAACCAUCAAGAAAUUUCGUCCCAUAUAAGAGAAGAACAGUUCAAAAAACAAAGUUGGAUAGAGAAUUUCGAGUACUAGUUAGCAUCCACACACCAAGAAAUGUUCCAACAAUUAUCAAUCUUCUUGAAGCAUCUUAUCCCACCAAGAAAUCACCGAUAUCCAUAUAUGUUCUACACCUUGUCGAACUCACUGGACGUGCAUCUGCAAUGCUUAUUGUCCAUAACGUGAGAAAAUCAGGAAGGCCAGCUAUGAACAGAACUCAAGCUCAAUCGGAUCACAUCAUCAAUGCAUUCGAGAACUUUGAGAAAAAUGUAGGAUGUGUUUACGUGCAACCUCUCACUGCCAUUUCCCCUUACUCCACCAUGCACGAAGAUAUUUGCACGUUAGCAGAGGACAAACGCGUGGCACUAAUAAUCAUCCCUUUUCACAAGCAACAAACAGUUGAUGGUGGAAUGGAAGCUACAAAUCCAGCAUUUCGAACAAUUAACCAGAAUGUAUUAGCAAAUGCACCUUGCUCAGUUGGAAUUCUAGUUGACAGAGGCUUAAGUGGAUCCACAAGGUCAACAGUUUCUCACCAUGUCGCGAUAUUAUUCUUUGGCGGACCAGAUGAUCGUGAAGCAUUAGCCUAUGCAUGGAGAAUGAGUGAACACCCAAACAUCAAUCUAACCGUUAUGCGUUUUCUCCCUGGAGAAACUGCGAUUGAAGCAACAAGAUCAAAUUCCACCAACAACGGAACUGACCACCGUAUACUAACAGUUGUAACAGAAGCUGAUAGGGAAAAACGUCUAGACGAGGAAUAUGUAAAAGAACUCAGGGAAAGAACAACAAAUAAUGAAUCAAUAGUUUACACAGAAAGAGUAGUAAAUCAUGGAGAAGAAACAGUAGCAGCAAUAAGGUCUAUAGAUAAUUCACAUGACUUGUUCAUAGUUGGUAGAGGACAAGGUACCGUUUCUCCGUUGACCGCAGGAUUGACUGAUUGGAGUGAAUGUCCUGAGCUUGGUGCCAUUGGAGAUCUCUUAGCUUCAUCAGAUUUUGAGAUGACAGCUUCAGUUUUAAUAGUGCAACAAUAUGUAGGAAUGGGAACUGGAGAUCCAUUGGCCACUCCAGAUAGUCCUAGUCAGCACUAUGAACACUUUAACAUUGAUCAAACUAAUAGCAGGUCACAAACUAGAGAACAACAUUCUAGUUUUCAUUCACAACAAUGA
Molecule: messenger RNA, 2840 nt
Organism: Lycium barbarum (goji berry)
Lineage: Eukaryota; Viridiplantae; Streptophyta; Magnoliopsida; Solanales; Solanaceae
Product: cation/H(+) antiporter 15-like
Exons: 3
Coding region: 327-2840 (837 amino acids)
Biological process (GO): proton transmembrane transport; regulation of pH
Cellular component (GO): endomembrane system; membrane
Molecular function (GO): antiporter activity
Source: RefSeq, a predicted model, not a curated record